AUGCCCCGGCGUCGGCCCAGCUCCUGUGCCCAGCAGAUGGCGCCCGAGGGGCUCCCCGGCGGUGGCGAUCGCAGACGGAGAGACCCGCUGCUGCCGAGGCUGCUGCUGCCGAGGCUGCUGCUGCCCGAGCUCCGAGCAGCCUCUGGCGCGGGGGCCUCCGGGGGCUCCAGGGCUUCGGAGGGCGGCGCCGAGUGGUGGGAGGCCCCCGCGUGUGAGUCCUCGCCCUCGGAUCCCGGGGUGGGCGUCAGCGGGCGGCCCGGAACCGACCAAGGGCUGAGGUCGCUGCUGCUGCCGCCCACGCUCUUGGCCGGCGAGGCCCGGAACCGGCGCCCCGGGCCUGGACAGUGCGAGGAACCCCGCAGGGGCUCGGCCAGGGAGAAUCCCGACUCUUUGGGCGACCUCCUAGGAGAGUUCCUCCCCGGCCGGUCCCAGCAGUUCCUGCGCCAGCUCAGGGCUGAGUCUGCGAAGCAGCCGCGACCACCGACAUCCUCACCAUCACAACAUCAAAGGGGUGUGUCAGAACACUCUGGAAGUCCUCCGCAGUGUCCCCACUACUCCUUCCUCCCAGACCUGGGGGGCCAGUCAUUGUACUUCAAGAAGAGUCUUAAGAAGAUUUUGCUCCAUCAGAUACCUGCCCUCUCCUUCAGGAGAGAUCACUCUCAAUUCACCACGGUCGAGAAGACCAAUCAGCCCCACACUACACAGGCCCCCAAGCUCAAGGCCGUGCUCACCCACAGCUCCUCGGGGGAAGGCUCAGGGCACUGCAGGCGGUGUUGCCCUUUCUGCGUGCAGUUUGCAGAUGAGACGCUACGGUACACAGCGCUCCGCUACUGGGAACACAGCUGUGCAGUCCGGCAGGGCAUCCUCGAGAACAGGACAGCCAGCGGGUCAGCAGCAUCGGAGCAGGUGUUCGGGAGUGUCGGGAGAUGGCUGGAGAGUCUGCCCAAAGCCCUGUAUCCCAGGGCCAAGGAGGACACCACAGCCAACUCAUUCAGCUGGGACUCCCGUGGCCUGUCCACCCUGGAGCCGAAGGACCACCUCUCUGAGGACACCUCUCUGAACAGCAGCCUGCCCUUCAUCCCCAGGCCCACCACCUAG
Molecule: messenger RNA, 1098 nt
Organism: Globicephala melas (long-finned pilot whale)
Lineage: Eukaryota; Metazoa; Chordata; Mammalia; Artiodactyla; Delphinidae
Gene: C6H9orf50
Product: chromosome 6 C9orf50 homolog
Source: RefSeq, a predicted model, not a curated record